GGAGGAGGAGGGAGGAGGAGGAGGGAGGAGACCUCCCCACCACCACCACUGAACCACACGGAGCCGCUAGCCCCCACAGCAUGCGCGGCGAGCUGCCUCGGGUCGCCAUGGAGCCCGCGACACCAUCAAUGUAAACCACCGCCGCCGCCACCACACCACCCGCUAUGUAGCACUGUACUCUUUUUAUUUAAACAAAAAAAAACAAACAAUUAUAGUCACCAUCGUUAUCCUGAAACGGUUAUUAGCGAAGGCAGGACGAGCGAGAACAGAGCGAGGGGAGUCCACGCGUCUAGAGACGCCAUGGACGCGGCGGCCGUGCCGAGCGCGGCGCCCCCGGGGGCCGCCUCCUGACGGCGGCGUGCGGCUCGGUGGCGGCGGCGGCGGCGGCGGCUUCGUCCUCGGCGUCGUCGGCGUCGUCCGCCUGUCGCUCCCUGCCGAGUGUCCGUUCAUCGUCCGUCCGUCCGUGUCUUCUGUCGGCAUCGCGCUCGACCGCCGUCUCGCGUGCUGCUCUUGGCUGGAGCGCGUCCCGUCUCAUCAGGCGAUAAGGACGCGGGUUUCGUGUCGGCGAGGACGACAAUAAGGCACCCCCGGGGCCACCCUUUCGUUCGGUGAUGGUAGCUGUCUCUGCUGGGUGGAGUGACCGCACCGAGCGACACGGCGGCCCGGCGUGUUAGGGGGUGGUGGUGGUGGUGGACAGCGGAGCCGGGUCCCUCCGUGCCUUCAUCGCUCGAAUUAACGAAGCGGGGUGGCGGGGGAGGGCAUCACCCAUCUCUCGCCACUUGAUUCGUUACAGUAUUGUUGUUGUUAUUAUUACUACUACCGUCUAGUGCGAUUGUUCUACGUAGUGUUGUUAGGGGGGGGGGGAAGGCUGAGAUCAUUUGUACAUGACGCGCACGACGUUGACCCGAAUGUUCAUUGAGUUGAGUCGGCGUAUUUACUGCUCCACUCUGAUGAAUUUUGAUGAUUGACAGCCUCGUUUAAAGGGGUGUUUAACAACGCUGUGUAGUUUUUAUAUGAUAACGUGUGCACGUCUGGGAGAGCGCUUUGUCGUCUCGGCUGGGGAAUUGUAGGUAAAACACGGAUAUAUAUAAAAGCUCGGUCAGAUACUAUUAAACGCGGCCACUUGCACGUGUUAGUGGGACAAUUGUUGAACGAGACCUGUAAGAGUCUUCACAUGCCCGUGUCUGCAGAGGAGAGCCCGCGUGAAGGAGCCACGAUCCGAUUGUAUUGUCCUUCGCGAUUCAUCCACGUUCACUCAUAAUUCACCGGUUCGUUUAGUCCUCAUUGGCCCCUUCAUUAAUUCAUUCAAUUGUCAAAUCAUGAGCCUUUCAAUGAAUUGUUCGCUUAAUUAACGGAUCCAGCCAUUGAUUAAUUACUUGUUUCACCCAUUCAUUGGAUUGGUCGUUCAUUAUUUUAAUUAUUCUUUAGAUUUCUUCGUGGGACACAUUUCAGCGACGCGCCAAGCCUGCUGCACCCAUCAGCUGUUCUGGGUUGCUCAUUCGACCUGGAUUAAUCGAGUGGUACAAAUCCAAUGCCAAACGGCCGUGCGUCCUGCACAUAUCCAAUUUCGGGUUCCCUGCCGAUAGCCGUUGUUGUGGAACACAGCGGACGCUCACGUAGGCUCUGAACAGUGACCAUGAUGAAGGCAGACGCUGCAGCGAGCGAUGUCAUGAAGGUGCAGCAGGUGACGCAGCAGGUGCAGGUGGCGCCACAGCUACGCAGCGCAUCUCCGCACCGGAUCGCCUACCGAGCCGAGUUCCAGGCACUCAAGCGGACCUUCGACCACACCGAAAUGGGCAGCCUCACCGCAGCGGGUAGCAGGGUUAAUCCCCUGGUGACAGUCGGAUCUGACCGAGCCGGCAAUGAGCGGGGUCUCUCGGCCUCAUCCUUGGCCAGCGGACGACAAGACCGCAAGUACGGCGCCAACGUGAGCCGCAUUAAGACCAUGCUGCUGCAAGGCACCCAACAGGGCAACGAGGAUGGUGCAGAGCAGCAGCAGCAGCAGGGAUCCUCCAAGAGGAGCCAGCAGCAGCCCGUGUCUGUGAAACAGAAGGCGCGCCAGUUCACGGCGCCGCCACCAUCCCCGACACGAGGUGGAGGAGACUCCCCGGGCUGGCGAGAGGGACGGCUGCGGGAGAGGGUCGUGCGCACGGUCCCUGAGGGACAGCAGACGGAGCACGACGGCGCGGCCAGCCUGUUGGGCCGCAUCACCGAGGUGCGCAAAAUCUUCGAGCGAAGUCUCCCGCGGCAGGGCAGCGACGACGACACGGGCCGGCCGUCCCCCCCGACGUCUUUCUUCUCUGCCUCGUCGUCCCUGCCCCGCAAAGAGCACAAGGGCUCUAGGGACAGCGUGCUGUCAGUGGGCAGCUGCAAGGGCAGCACAGACUCUCUCGACAGUGUUCUCACCUGCAGUCCCUGCACGGAGUCUGCGGUGUCCCCCACUGUGAGCCAAUUGGCUGCCGUCUUUGAGCCGGGCAACAGCAGCUCAGCACGUGCUGUGGAGGCCUUGGUUAAUACGAUUCCGAGACGAGAUGAAGGCCAUUCGGUGGACAGUGACAGACCUGCCGCAUUUGUUAAAGCCGGGGAAUUGUCUCAUCUCUCACGGGACAGCCUGGACGAGGUCCAAAGUAGCAUGGAUUCUUCUGAUAAUCCCUGUCAGAAUCACAUCCCUGUGCAGAUCUCAGACAGGCUGGUGUUUCCUCCUGGAGUAGACCAGAAUGAAGUGGAGUCACAGCAGUGUGUCCCUUCCAAAGGCCAUGCCAAUAUCAUACUUCAGGUUAUAAAGCUGGAGAACGCAAUACAGAACAGCCCUCAGCAAGUUUCCCGGAAUAUUGAAGUUAACUGUGCACCAUCAUUGAAUAUUAAUGUGGAAUCUCGUGACCAGAAUAUUGCAGUUAUUCCAGAGGGAGAUGUCUUUAAAGCAGCAUUGGUCAAAUUACAAUGUGAUGCACCAGCAAUUGAACAUGACAGUUUGACGAGCACUGCACACCAUUCUGGAAAUCAGAAAGUCGUAUUAGCUCCGCAAAAUAUAACCAAAUUGUUUUAUAGUAAAGUGGAGAAUGAAAAAUUGGCUAAUGAUGAUAUCAGCCUGAACGUCAAUGACAAUGAUACAUCAUUGGAUCACGCGAGAGGAAUUAAAGUUGCUUUUGAAGAUGAAACUGUCAUCACUCCUAGUGGAGAUGUCAACUGUGAGGGAAUGUGUACAGAUUACAGAGAAGCUGGAAAUUACAGGGAAGUGCAGGGGCUGUCUGAUGAAGAGACCCAACCUAAUCGCAAGAUCCGUUUCAGCACCGCACCAAUUCAGGUGUUCAGCACCUUCUCGAAUGAGGAGUAUGACCGCCGCAACGAGGAUGUGGACCCAGUGGCGGCAUCGGCUGAGUACGAGCUGGAGAAGCGUGUGGAGCGCAUGGAGCUGCUGGAUGUGGAAAUGGAGAAAGGUGACGAGGGGCUGGGGCUGAGCAUCAUCGGCAUGGGCGUGGGGGCCGAUGCGGGCCUCGAAAAGCUGGGCAUAUUCAUCAAGACCAUCACCGAGGGUGGAGCCGCACACAGGGAUGGCAGGAUUCAGGUGAACGACCAGAUCGUAGAGGUGGAUGGGAUCAGCUUGGUCGGUGUUACCCAAACGUUUGCUGCCACUGUGCUCAAAAACACCCAAGGCGUUGUGAGGUUCCGAAUUGGGCGUGAGCGGCCGGGCCAAGAGAGCGAGGUGGCGCGGCUCAUCAGCCAGACGCUGGAGCAGGAGCGGCGGCAGAGGGAGCUCCUGGAGCAGCAGUACACCCGCUACCACGAUGACGAUGAUGACGAUGAUGAUGAUGAUGAGGAGACGGGCGAGUAUGCCACGGACGAGGAAGACGACGGGUCGCACGUGGGACGGCUGCCCAUGGAGGUAUUCGAGCUAGCCGAGGGAGAGGACGGGGACAUGUUCUCCACCACGAACACGGAGGACAGACAGCUUGCUCAUAGAUUCCAGGAGCUGAGAAUAAAGCAUGCUGUGACUGAGGCCGAGAUCUUAAAAUUGAAGAAGGAGUUGGUCUUCAGUGAGCAGGAGAGGCAACGCUGGGAGCUGGAACGGCUCCAGCUGCAGCAGAGCAUGGAGGAGAAUGCUGAGCGCAUGAGCAAGCUGGAGGGAUACUGGCUGGAGGCGCAGACGCUGUGUCAGAGUGUCAACGAGCACCUCAAAGAGAGCCAAGCCCAACACCAGGCCCUGGAGAAGAAAUAUAACAAAGCCAAGAAGCUGAUAAAGGAUUAUCAGCAAAAAGAAUCGGACCUGCUCAAGCGUGAAGAGGCUCAGGCAAAAAAGCUCACCGAGGUGGAACAAGGCUACGUGAAGAAAGUGGAGACACUUCAGAACAGAAUACUAGAGCUGGAGCGGGAGCUGAUGAGGCGCGGUUCCAGCGACUCCGGGCUGCUGCUGCUGCUGGGGCUCGACGGGUCAUCAGGGAGCACGGAGCCCAUGGAGCUGUGUCGUGAGCAUUCCGUGGCAGCGUGGUCCGGGCCCUCCUCCGGAGAAAGCUCAGCAGCAGGACCCGGGGUUUCCGCACCUUUGACAGCACAAGGGGGCAUCACGGCCAGUGGUGAUGAUGCCUCUGAAGGCACUCCUGCGGAGAGCUCUUUGGAGGACAAGCGCAAAAGUUUGAGCGAUGAUCUGGAAGAUGUGUUUGAUUUCUCAGAAGUGAUUCCUGAAACAGAGCGCCUGGACUCGAGCGCGCAGAAGGCGCGCGCGCAACUGAGCAGCUGUGCGCGCCGCCAGCGCCCAUCCUGGUCCCACAUCCGCGAUAGCCUGGGCUCUACUGACGGGGAGGACACCUUCGAGUCCACCGGCAGGGAGGAGGAAUGCAGCUCACGGCGAGUGACUUUGAAAUCCACUUCGUCCCUGGGCGGGUCCUCCUCUCCGGGCCCUGUGCCGAGCGAACGAAUCCCGGGCAGGAGCCGCAGCCCAUCCUUGGCCACGUCGUCAUCGCCCUCGUGCUCGCCCCGCACUCCGCCACGUGGCCACCGCAUUCGGGACAGGCCAUUGCCAGGGAUGAGCGUGAGGCGAGGGAGCAGCCAGUCACCAGACUUGAGCAGCUCCUCCCCAUCUUUAUCAGGCAAUCGCCCUCUUGGCGACAAAGUGAGUGCUGCUCUGCAACGCUCCACCAGGAGAGACAAGAAAGUGGAAGAUGAAUCCAACAAUGUGCUGGCACAAGAUCAGGCUGCUCAGGCGUCAUUUGUGAUCGGAGAGUCAGACGUUGAUGGGAGUGAGGCGACGCUUGGAGCAAGGGUCACGGAGGGUCACGCUUUCACCACCCCGGAGAGCUCAGUGGAGCCCAGUCCCGUGAAAGCUCGAAACAAGAUUACCCUCUCCUGGCCAUCGUUUUUCAACCGCUCGUUAGAUUUGCCCAACUUGUCGUUUGGGGAUGAGGUGAGUCCAAGCAGCGCGAGUUCUAGCGAGCUCACAGGCUGGGUGGCAGAGCCGCGUUCCACGGGGCGCUCUCACACGCUCGUCUUCUCCUCCAAUGAGAGCUUGGACAUGAUUGAUGAUGAGAUCCUGGAUGAGCAGAGCUCCCCCAGCCGGCGUGGCGGCGGGGGCAGUGCCACCGGGGCCGAGUCUCCGUCGCCGCAGCUGUGGCCCGUGGAGCGCGUCGCCGCGUGGCUCCGGGCUCUGGGCCUGGAGCAGCACGUGCCCGAGUUCACGGCGCACGGAGUCGACGGACGGCAGCUGCUGCAAGUCGACAGCUCCAAGCUCAAGGCACUGGGAGUAAACAGCUUCAGCGAGCGAGGGCUCCUCAAGAAGAAGGUGAAGGAGAUGAGGGCCAUGCUGGAGAAGGAGCGGAAAGUGCAGGAGAAGCAGCGGCGUCAGCGGGAGAAGGUGCAGCGCAAGGAACUGGAGCAGAGGCGCAGAACAGGGCAGCAGCAGGGACCCAAGGAAGGGGGAGGCACAGAGACCACGGCCUGAACACAGUAUCUCCUUUACAGUGACCUCAGUCCUACUCGGACUGCCCGUUCAUUUCCUUUCGGGUCGCUGAAAGCCAUCAUCUUACUACAUAUGCAUCUAUAAUUGGAGGCUGCUCAAGCAACUAGAGGAAAUACCGCAAAGCUUCCAUAAUUCUUACAGUGUUUAUAUGACCAAUUGAUUUCUCAGUUUUUUAUUGUCUGGGUUUAUGCAUAGCCUUUUGAAAAAUAUUUGCGGCUAUACAUUUUAAUAAAAUUCAGCAUUUUUGUACAAGGUAUUGGCAUUUGCUCUAAAAUAUUGGCAUCAACAGGGAAGCCAGAUGUACAUUCUGUGGUCCAUUAAUGGAUCAGCUUCAUGUGUCCAGCUGUGCCGAUAUUUGUCUUAUAACCAAAAUCCACCCGCCCCCCCCCCCCCACCCUGUUCAGACACGCAGUCUGCAUAUUGGGACUAUAGCACAGACCCAGCAUGGUCCAAUGGAGGUCUUUGCCAGGCAAAAUGUUUAUUUAGUGUUUGGGAACAAAAAUAUCAGAGUGAGUGCAUGCUAAUGCUGGAACAAAAUAAAUGUAUGCAGACCUAAAACUGUGGAAACGUUGGUAGCACAAAUGAACAAAGUUAUGUAAAUAAUAUUAUGCAAUUACUUUUAUUGUGCUGUCUUGUAAAUUUGUUUGAAAUAGAGUUUACAUGUGCUUUGCUGUAUCCCUGCACUUAUGAAAUUAGAUUACUGUGAAAAUAAGAGAAAAGGGUUUCUUUACCCGAAAGGAAGGCAGCCCCAUUAUAGACUUCCAGAAAGACAUGAAGGUGGUGACUCCUUCACUUUCUAUAUUGGCCCAAUGAAUGCACAUCUGUGAUCCA
Molecule: messenger RNA, 6781 nt
Organism: Petromyzon marinus (sea lamprey)
Lineage: Eukaryota; Metazoa; Chordata; Hyperoartia; Petromyzontiformes; Petromyzontidae
Product: neurabin-2-like
Biological process (GO): neuron projection development; calcium-mediated signaling; actin filament organization
Cellular component (GO): postsynaptic density; actin cytoskeleton; cytoplasm
Molecular function (GO): actin filament binding
Source: RefSeq, a predicted model, not a curated record